AUGGAUGAUGCACCAUUCUUUAGAAGUUUUGGAAUGGGUGGUAUUUUUGAAGGUGAUGUUAAGAUUGGAGAAGAGAAUGAUGAAAACGAAAAUGAAGAACCAAAUGAGCAAAAUGAAGAUGAUGAUAAUAACAACAACUCUAUUGAUCCAGAUCCAGAUCCAGAACUUCAAACAGAAAUGUUGAACACAGUUAUAAGUGAGGCAAUGGAUCCAGAGUUACAAAAAACUGAACCAGAAUUAUUAUUGUCUUCGCCAUUAAAAGCUAAUGAAGAAAACAUGUUAACCUUGGAUGAACCAUAUAGGGAACCUAAUUUGACUAAGGGCAGAAUUAGAUAUAAUGUUGCUAAACAAUUAAAACGUUUUGAUGGAUUUUCACACAUAACAUCAAAAGACAAUUCGAACAACUCCUCAAUAUUGUCAUCUCUUCCUAAUUCACUAUCAUCAAAUUCCACAGGAUCUACAUUUAAACGUUGGUCAAGAUCAGUAUCCAUUCGUCGACAGAAAUCAGGACAUGAAAUUCCAGGAACUCUUUCUAACGAUAAUCGUAAUAACAGUCAACAAAAAAAAUCAUCUGAUAUUUCCAGUUCACCACCACCUCCACAAAUACCCUUAUCACAAUUACCACCAUUGCCACCAGAUACAGAUGAUGAUAUAACAGGUCCAAGCAAAGAAAGUUCCGCAAAUUCAAUAGAGAGUAUUAUAUUAACUGACGAAUCUGUGAGCAUGUCAACAACUCCACCGCCGUCACCACCUAAAUCACCACCAAAAUCGCCCAAAUCACUUGAAGUCGACGAUUAUAGAAUAAUAAAUGAUCAAAUCGAUUUAUCUUCAGGAAUAAAUUCACCGAUAGAGGAAUUAAAUCAACUAUUUGGAUAG
This is a messenger RNA of Entrophospora sp. SA101, 876 nucleotides long. NCBI's taxonomy places the organism in Eukaryota, Fungi, Glomeromycota, Glomeromycetes, Entrophosporales, Entrophosporaceae. The record is from the annotation of a GenBank genome assembly.